AUGGGCAGAGUGAGGAACCGCGCCACUGCUCAGCGGCGGAGGCGAAAGCGGCCCGGGGAUCCUCCCGCCGCCUGCGCGGCCAUCGCGGUCACGGGCGCCAGCCGCGCGCAGUACCCCCGGGUCCAAGUCGGGGUCGGGAGCCACGCGGCGGCCAAGAGGUGGCUGGGUAGGUGGCGACGGAAGCGCCGCUGGCGGCGGGUCCGGAAGGCGGGCCCCAGAGACCUGCUGCCCUCCGCGCCACCCCCGGACCCGCCGGGGCCCGCCCCGUCCCCCAAGGAUCUGGACCUGGGCGCACAGCGGGAGCGCUGGGAGACGUUCAGGAAGCUGCGGGGCCUCAGCUGCGAGGGCGCCGCCAAGGUCCUGCUGGACACCUUCGAGUACCCGGGCCUCGUGCAUCACACCGGGGGCUGCCACUGCGGCGCGGUCCGCUUUGCGGUCUGGGCCCCUGCAGAUCUGCGCGUCGUGGAUUGCAGCUGCAGGCUGUGCAGGAAGAAGCAGCACCGCCACUUCGUCGUCCCGGCCUCGCGCUUCACGCUGCUCCAGGGCGCAGAAAGCAUCGUCACCUAUCGGUCCAACACGCACCCGGCGCUGCACAGCUUCUGCAGCAGGUGCGGGGUGCAGAGUUUCCACGCAGCUGUCUCUGACCCCCGCGUGUACGGCGUCGCCCCGCACUGCCUGGACGAGGGCACCGUGCGCAGCGUGGUCAUCGAGGAGGUCGGCGGUGGCGACCCGGGGGAGGAGGCCGCCGAGGAGCACAAGGCCAUCCACAAGACGUCCUCCCAGUCAGCCCCUGCCUGUCGCCGCGAACAGGAGCAGUGA
Pongo pygmaeus (Bornean orangutan) is the source of this 819-nucleotide messenger RNA. RefSeq names its product centromere protein V-like protein 1. Gene Ontology annotation, molecular function: carbon-sulfur lyase activity. NCBI's taxonomy places the organism in Eukaryota, Metazoa, Chordata, Mammalia, Primates, Hominidae. The record is from RefSeq and is a predicted model, not a curated record. Bases 1 to 819 code for a protein of 272 amino acids. The transcript has a single exon.